Messenger RNA from Heterobilharzia americana, 1534 nucleotides. Lineage: Eukaryota; Metazoa; Platyhelminthes; Trematoda; Strigeidida; Schistosomatidae. The record is from the annotation of a GenBank genome assembly.
UCGGUUUCCUACGGCCAAUCUAUCUAUGUUAAUGUUGAAUAACCAACAACCCGUCUGGUUAACUAAAGCUAUCAUUCUCCAGCGGGUUGGCCCAGUGUAUCAGAGUAGAUCGAAGAACCGCUUCGCAAGAAUUGGAAGGGAGCAAGAAGAAAUCACUCGGUUUACAAAAACAGGUUAUACAUAUUGGAUUAUGUUUUUCGCUGUUUGAAUUUCAAGGUCGAUAGUUGGGAUAAUGGGAUGCAUUGCUUUGUUUGUGCGCUAUUGUCUAUUCUUCGCCUUGUUGUGCAAUAUUGAUUUUUGUAGUGGGAGACAUACGUCUAACUGGGCUGUGCUUGUUGACACAUCGAGGUUUUGGUUCAAUUAUCGACAUAUAAGCAAUGUUCUUUCCAUAUAUCGUAGUAUUAAACGACUAGGAAUACCAGACAGCCGCAUUAUACUUAUGGUUGCUGAUGAUGCCAGUUGUAACUCUAGAAACCCGAGGCCUGCUACUAUUUUCAAUAACCCCUACAACCGCGUAAAUCUUUACGGGGAGGAGGUGGAAAUUGAUUACCGUGGUUACGAAGUUACUGUUGAGAAUUUUAUCCGCGUUCUAACUGGGCGUCUACCACCAUCAACUCCCACUUCGAAGCGUUUGAAUACCGAUGAACACAGUAACAUACUAAUUUACAUGACAGGUCAUGGAGGUGACGGCUUUCUUAAAUUCCAGGAUGAUAAUGAACUUUCUAACAGUGAACUGGCCGAUGCGAUUGAGCAAAUGUGGCAAAAACGACGGUAUCAUGAAUUACUGUUUGUUGUUGAUACGUGUCAGGCGGAGUCUAUGGGCAAGUUAUUUUAUUCCCCCAAUGUAGUGGCAAUUGGUAGCAGCGCUGUAGGAGAGGAAUCUUUAUCGCUCCAUUCAGAUCGAGAAAUUGGAACAUACGUGUCUGAUCGAUAUUCUUUCUAUGCAUUUCAAUUUUUGGAAUCUAUUACUCCAGAGAGCAAAAAAACUCUGUAUGACUUUACCAAAAUGGGAUCAAUGAAUUUGUCUCAGUGAUGGAUACUACUUGACUGAGAUUCUGAAAACUUUAGAAAUCAGUGUUUUCAAGCCGUAAAUAGAGUGAACAAAGUUCGGUCGCAAUGAUGCUUAUGUUGAAGUGGCUUCUAACCCAUAGAAAUGUUUUCCCCUCGAAAGUGUGCCCAUAUUCAAUCUGUCAGUCAACUGUAGUCACCCGAUCCGAUUUAUUUGGACGUGAUAUACGCCAUGUACUUGUAACCGACUUUUUUGCUAGCGUACGACAAAUAAUACCUGGACCAGUAUUAGAGUUAAGGAAUUCUGCGUCAAUUGAAAAUUCUUCACAUUCAGUAACAAAUGAAACCACAACUGAAAAAAACAUUGAAACGAAACAUGUGUCGUCCUUUGUUGAGUCAAUUGAUCGUGAUCUUUAAUGAUUUUUACUUUUAGUCUUCAUUUUACUUUGUAUGUAACAUUGCAGUCUUUUUGUAUUGUAUUUGAUGCUUAAGAAAUUCUUUUUUAAUAAACUAUUCCAGAAAUUGA